This is a messenger RNA of Mercenaria mercenaria, 12860 nucleotides long. RefSeq names its product atlastin-2-like. NCBI's taxonomy places the organism in Eukaryota, Metazoa, Mollusca, Bivalvia, Venerida, Veneridae. Gene Ontology annotation, biological process: protein homooligomerization; endoplasmic reticulum organization. The record is from RefSeq and is a predicted model, not a curated record. The transcript has 14 exons. The coding region runs from base 70 to 1677 and encodes 535 amino acids. Gene Ontology annotation, molecular function: GTPase activity; GTP binding.
GCCAGACAAGAUUGUGACGUCAUUGAAAGUUGACAUGAUUAAAGUUUCGAUUAAAUUCGUAUUUUCAAGAUGAAUCUAUCAGAAAAUCACCCUCCUGUGUCUGCAUUGGGCACAACAUUGAAAGGAGAACCUGUGCAGAUAGUGAGUGUAGAAGAUGAUCACACGUUCUCUCUGGACGAAGAGAAGUUGGACACAAUAUUGUUGAAUCCCGACAUACAGAAUAAAAAGGCGGUAGUUGUGUCCGUUGCUGGUGCUUUCAGGAAAGGAAAAUCUUUCCUUCUUGAUUUUUUUCUGAGAUAUCUAAAUGCAGAGUGUUCACCAGACUGGUUAGGUGAUGACAGCUCUCCUUUGGAGGGAUUUUCUUGGCGUGGAGGUUCCGAGAGAGAAACUACAGGAAUAUUGUUAUGGAGCGAACCUUUUUGUUGUACACUGCCUAAUGGAGAACAGGUGGCAGUAUUGUUGAUGGACACACAAGGUGCUUUUGACAGUGAGUCUACGGUUCGAGAUUGUGCUACAGUGUUUGCGCUUAGUACCAUGAUUAGUUCAGUUCAGGUAUACAACUUGUCACAAAAUAUUCAAGAAGAUGAUUUACAGCAUUUACAGUUAUUCACAGAAUAUGGUCGUCUUGCUCUGGAGGCAAAUGACAAUGAAUCAAAACCUUUUCAAGUACUUGAAUUUUUGGUACGAGACUGGAGCUACCCAUACGAUGCAGCCUAUGGUGAAGAAGGUGGCAAACAGAUGCUAGAAAGAAGAUUAAAAAUAUCAGACAAACAGCAUCCAGAGUUACAACAGAUCCGAAAACACAUUCGCUCAUGUUUCAGCAAGAUUGGCUGUUUCCUGAUGCCGCACCCGGGCCUCAGAGUGGCUACAAAUCCACACUUUGAUGGCAGACUGAAAGAUAUUGAAGCAGAUUUCAAAGAGCAGUUACAGUUCCUCGUACCUCAGUUGUUGUCAAAGGAAAAUUUGAUUGUAAAAGAGAUCAAUGGUAGUAGAAUUACAUGUAGGGAUCUCGUGGAAUAUUUCAAGGCAUACAUCAAAAUCUACCAGGGUGAAGAAUUACCAGAACCAAAGUCCAUGCUUCAGGCAACAGCGGAGGCAAACAAUUUAGCAGCAGUUUCAGCAGCAAGAAGUCAGUAUAUUAAAGAUAUGGAAGAGGUAUGUGGUGGUGACAAGGCUUAUAUCCAUCCAAAUGAACUAGAAAAAGAGCAUCAGCGAUGUUUAAGACUCGCUUUGGACACUUUCAAAACAACAAAAAAGAUGGGCGGCCCCGAAUUCAGUCACACGUUUGAAGAACAGUUACGAAAUGAAGCAUUGAAUCAAUUUGAAAACUUUCAAAAGCAGAACGAAAGCAAAAAUAUAUUUAGUGCGGCACGGACUCCAGCUGUUCUGUUUACGGUUAUGAUUGGGUGUUACAUGAUUGGCGGAGUGUUCAGUGUUAUUGGACUUGAAUCGAUCGCAAAUAUUUUCAAUUUCUCAAUGAUCAUAUUUUUGAUGAUGUUGAGUUCAUGGUUCUAUAUACAGUAUUCAGGAGAAUACAGAAGUUUAGCCAUACAAAUUGAUCAGAUUGCGACAGUGAUCUGGGAUCAUGCUCUUGCCCCAAUUUAUGCACAACUUAUGCAGCAGGGUGCCCAGUUAGCAGUGAGACAGGCAACACAGGCACGACCAAAGAGAGAUUAAGAUACACACAGGAUGAAAAACUUGUUAAGCCAUGCAAAAAUCACAGUACAAGUACAAAUUCAGACAUUUACAGGGAAAGACAUUUUCUUUUAAUAUUGCAGAAUUUGUGAAAGAGAAAUGAAUACAUGUCUCAUAAAAGUUUUAAUAACAUGAAACAAAUAAUAGGACUGGUUUUGAUAAAUGAUUCAGGUUAUGACAUAAGGCUAGUCUGUGUUGAGAUUUUACAUUUUCUGUUAAGUAAUCUCAAAUGGAUAAAUGUUAACCCUUACCCUGCUAAAUUUCUAAAAUGAACUUGUCCAUCUUUCAAUUUGGACAGUACCAUUAACUGUUAAAAGGGGUGCUUACCAAAACGAUACUGACUGAGUGGCAAACAGUGCAGAUCUUGAUCAGACUGCACGAAUGUGCAGGAUGAUCAUGAUCUACACUGGUUGCAAAGGCAGAUUCAGUCAUGUCCAGCAUGAUAAGGGUUAAGGUUCUUGUCUAAGAAUUAUUGAGUAAUCAGAGUUGACAUGCAGUUACUAGUGUGACAGUUCUGCAGUAACAAAUCAUUUGAAUGUAUACAGUUAUAAAUUGAGAUUUCAAAUACUUGUAGUUUAAAUUCUAAUUUCAGUACAACACGUAGUUAAAACUGCAGUCUUGUCAAUCAAUUUUUCACCCUUUUGUUUCAAAUUAAGAAUAAAUUAUUCCAGUUCUAAGUAAUUCUAAUGAUUAUGUUUCAAAGUGCUAAACAUAACACUUGCGUUUUGUGUAACCAAGAAUAUAUUCACUAAUCCUGGGCAAAUUUAUUGCUACGCUUUGCAGCCAGUGUCUUAUAUUGUUACUUUUAAUAUACUAAAAAUACAAACCAAUGUUUUUAAUUUUAACAUUUGUAGUGUGAUUUAACCCAUGAGUAAGAACCACCUCCAAAAUACCAGUAAAUAUCAAAUUUGGGUUCUCUUAAGCAUUUAGUAUUUGUAAACUGGUUGUAUUGCAUACUUUACAUCACAGUUUUCCCAGAGAUUAUGACCAUUUAUCGUUCAGUUACAUUUUAUUUGGUGCAUUUUUAGCUCACCUGUCACAUAGUGACAAGGUGAGCUUUUGUGAUCACCCUUCGUGUCCGUGCGUGCGUCAACAAUUCCUUGUCUGCACGAUAGUGGUUUCAUUUAUGACUUUAUUUUAACCAAACUUGCACACAACUUGUUUCACCAUAAGGUCACGGUUCCUUUCUUGAACUGGCCAGAUCCCGUUAUGGGUUCCAGAGUUAUGGCCCCUGAAAGGGCCAAAAUUAGCUAUUUUGACCUUGUCUGCACAAUAGCAGCUUUAUUUAUGAUUUGAUUUUUACCAAUCUGGCACACAACUUGUAUCACCACGAGAUCUUGGUUCCUUUCUUGAACUGGCGAGAUUCCAUUAUGGGUUCCAGAGUGAUGGCCCCUGAAAGGGCCAAAAUUAGCUAUUUUGACCUUGUCUGCACAAUAGCAGCUUCAUUUAUGAUUUGAAUUUAAUCAAACUUGCACAAAACUUGUGUCACCAUAAGAUCUCGGUUCUUUUCUUGAUCUGGCCAGAUCCCACAAUGGGUUUCAGAGUUAUGGGCCCUGAAAGGGCCAAAAUUAGCUAUUUUGACCUUGUCUGCACAAUAGCAGCUUCAUUUAUGAUUUGAUUUUAACCAAACUUGCACACAACUUGUAUCAUCACGAGAUCUUGCUUCCUUUCUUCAACUGGCCAGAUUCCAUCAUGGGUUCCAGAGUUAUGGCUCCUUAAAAGUCCAAAAUUGGCUAUUUUGGCUUUUGCAGCCAUAUAGAGACUUCAUUUAUGGUUUUAUUUGAUACAAACACCCAACAUAUCUUCAACAACAAUAAAUCUUGGAUUCCAUGACAAAUCAGAUCCAGUCGUAGGUUCCAGAGUUAUUUUAUAUCUGAUUACCUCCCCUGAUUGUAAUCAAAAUGGAUUUAUAUCAGUAAGUACUUAUAGGACUUAUUUGAAAUUUCAUUAUUGUUAUUAGUUAGACAGAGACAAUCAGGGUAGAUAACUAUGGAUUGGUUUAAUGUCAAAUUACCUCCCUUUAUUUCAAAUUAAAAUGGGUAUAUCUCCAUAACUACUGAAGAUACUGAUCUGAAAUUUCAUUUAUGUCAACAGAUUUAUUUGGCAGAUCUUUCUUUUGUUCACUUACAAUAUUUAUUUUUUUUAAUUACUUCCCUUUUAUGUUACUAUAAAUAGCUUAUUUUAGUAACUUUUUUAUUAUUGGCCGUAGGGAAAAACCGAGACCACUUUUCUGUGGUACAACAUGGAUGGUACCUCCAAUUUUUAGGUGUAUUUUGACAUAUCUAUACCUUGUAAGAAUUUUUUUUUCUUUUUUGGUUAAAUUUCUUCCCUUUGUUGUUCCUGUCCUUUGGACUUUGAUAUUUUACUGAGGACCUUCUUGUCCUCAAGUGCACUGAUAACAGGUGAGUGAUAUAGGGCCAUCAUGGCCCUCUUGUAACAUUAUAGUAUAUGAAAGAUUAGAAGGAAAAAUAACACUCUUUUUCAUUCUAAAUAUUCCUACAGUAAUUGCUCGUUGCAUCUGAUGUGUAAAACAGUUAAUGCAAGGAACUGGAUGCACAUCUAUAAAAAGAAGCUAAUCUCUGUUAUAUUGAAUAAUGUUUUUCUUUAUUUCUUAUAACAAAAUACUUUGUUUAUUUUAUAUGGCAGAACGCUUUUCAACUUUAGACCUACUAUAUUCUUAUGUAUAUGUUUUUUUUUUUUAUAUAUUUAGAAAAAGAAACUAUACUCAAUGGAAGAACAUGUUGUGAUGACCUUGCUGUUUUUCAGAUAUAUACAUCCAUGCUGUACCAUACCACUUUCUUAUCAGUUAUAUAACAUGCUUUAUGCUACCAACAUUAUAAAUUUCCAAUUUUAUUUUUAAUCUCGAGUAUCAAAUGUAUUUUGAAAGCUCAGGUCCAGUCAGUAAUGCAUAGUUAACAUGGGGCAUUUUGAACCUUGUGAAGAUUGUAUACAAAUUCAGACACAAAGUGUUGUUUUCCUUUAAACUUUACCCUGCUAAAUUUUUUAAAAUGGAUUGGUCUGUCACUCAAUUUGGGCAGUAGCAUUUGUUGUUCAAAGGGGUGUUCACUGAAAAUUCACUGACUGAAAAGCGAACAGUGCAGACCAUGAUCCAUGCAGGCUGAUCUUGGUCUGCAUUGGUCACAAAGGCAGAAUCAAUUGUUUCCAUCAAGCUAAAGGUUAACCCUUACCCUGCUAUAUUUCUAUACUGAACUUGUCCAUCUUUCAACUUGGACAGUAUCAUUAACUGUAAAAAGGGGUGCUUACCAAAAAGAUACUGACUGAAUAGCGAACAGUGCAGAUCAUGAUCAGACUGGACACAAAGGCAGAAUCAAUUGUGUCCAGCAUGAUAAGGGUUAAAGAAGAAUGUAUAUAAAGUUUUUUUGUGCAUAUUAUUUCAUACAAACUAUUAAAGCUGAAAUAAUAACAUAAUCGAUUUAUAUUUUUCCAGAUAUUUCUCUUGUAAUAUCAUUUAUUUCUGUUAAAGAAUAAUUUUGAUCAAAAGUAAUCUGUAGAAUACGAGAAUAUUACAAUUAUUAUUAAUUGUAAAAUUUUAGAAUAUGUAGUAACAGUUACAGUGAUAGGAGAGAUUUUCUACAAUCUAGUCAAUAGAUAGAUUUUUACAAUAAUUUAAGUGCUAUAUUUCAUGUUUAUUUUUUGUCAGCCAAGCUGGGUAGAACUGGAACUAUAUGAAUAUUUACUAUAGAUAUAAAAAUAUAUUUAAAAAGUUAAUAAAAACACCCUUCUAUGAUUAAAAACAAAAAAUUAUAUAAUUAUGCUAUUAAUUACUCCAUAACUAAUUUCUCCAUGAUUAAUAAAUAUUAAAUGCGAAGCUAGACUUUCACUAAAUAAUUGUGUUUGUAAAGCAUAUAUAGAUAAAUAAAGUUUAGUUCUACAAAGUGGAUAUAACCUAUAUGUUUUAAUUUCGAUUAUGGAUGUCUUUAAUAUCUUCAAAACCUUCUGUUCUUAUAUUGUUGAACAGAAAAUAAAGAAAAAGAAUACAGGAAGGCAAGCAAAACAAAAUGUUUAUCCUUGAUACUGGUCUCUGUACAAAUGUGAAUAAAAUUUAGGCACUCAUAGGUUUUUCAAUUUGCCUGUAGUACUGAUAUGAUUAGUACAAUGUUAAAGAGGGGUUUCAUGGAAGAGUGGUUUUCCACCCCUGUUUGUAUGAUCUAAAAUAACUUCUAUAAACCAAUUAGAACAAAUACAGUUACUGUAUUUUGCAUGAAAAAUAACAAUAGUGAGAAGUAGACUGGUCUAAGAUUUUAAGAGAAUAUUUAUUUUCUCUCCUGUCUUCCAUACACUUCAGCGAUUUGAUCUUGUACCUUGUCUUAGAUAUACUACAUUCCCCAAAUAGGACCAUCCCAAUACAGUUAAUUGCUCACUAUGAUCCUUUGAAUUGUCACACAGAAAGGGUCUUGUCUCGUCAAAGUAUCUGAAAUUCAUAUUUUUUUCCAGAUUCACAAGAUAUGUUUUGUUUUCAAGCAAAUACAUAUGAGCCGUGCCAUGGGAAAAUCAACAUAGUGGGUGUGCGUCCAGCAUGGAUCCAGACCAGCCUGCGCAUCCGCGCAGUCUGGUCAGGAUCCAUGCUGUUCGCUAACAGUUUCUCCAAUUCCAACAGGCUUUAAAAGCGAACAGCAUGGAGCCUGACCAGACUGCGCGGAUGCGCAGGCUGGUCUGGAUCCAUGGUGGUCGCACACCCACUAUGUUGGUUUUCCCAUGGCACGGCUCAUAUGUGUGUGCAUAUUUGGUGUUCAUUUUAAAGGAGUCUGAAUAACUUUCAGUUUAACAUAAUUUUGAACACCAUUUUUUACAAAACCUGAGUCUGUGAGAUGGUCCCUUUUAUCAUGACAUUACACAUAUAGUGGAGGACCCUGAAAAUACUUUAUUCUCAAUUCACUCACUAUUCAUCUGUUGUAAUUUCCAUCAGAUUUAAAACGUGUACAAAUUGUAAAUUUGUGUAUGAAAUAUCUGUGUAUUUAAAUUUAUUAUAAUUAUGUUUCAAGAUAUCUAUUUUUGUACUAACACCCCUUCAUUUCCAUACAGUAGACAAUACCAUGAUCUAUUUAUUGUAGCAGUAAAAUUUGUUUACCCAAUGUUGUGAAUUGUUAUGUAACUUUCGCUUUUUCUUGGAUAACUACAUAUCAAGAAAUCAUUGCACAAAUUGAUAGGAAUUAACAGAUAUUUUUGUACCCCAUUGUUUCAAAAAGUUUUAUUGUGCUAAUUUGUAUUGGAGUUAGCUAGAUAUCAGAAAUUUGACUCAAAAUGCUAUUUUGUGCAUGUGCUUGACAGUGUCUUCAGAUAGCCAGAAUUUGGAGAUAAACCUGUUCGAGGUAUUGAGUUUCAACUGUAUUUGUAACUGGAUAAUUUUGAUACAUAAUAGCAUAAGUAUGUGUACAGCCUUAUGCCUUUGGCUGAAGGUUACCGUGAAAGGUCACUGUGGCCAGUUGGUUAAUGUUGCUGACUUCAAAUUCUUCCCCCCUCACCAUUGGGUUUGAGUAAGUUAUCAAGCUUGGUUAUGGAAGAUUUAUGGUUUUACCCAGUGGCCGGCCAAUGCCUGAAAUAAGGGAGGGCACCAGGGGUAUUCCUCGACCAUGAAAGCUAACAACAAAGAGUUGCUGUGAGGUAUUCCUACACCAUGAAAGCCAGCAAACAAAGAGUUGCAAUGAGGUAUUCCUACACCAUGAAAGCCGACAACAAAGAGUUGCAGUGAGGUAUUCCUACACCAUGAAAGCUGACAACAAAAAGUUGCAGUGAGGUAUUCCUACACCAUGAAAGAUAACAACAAAGAGUUGCAGUGAGGUAUUCCUACACCAUGAAAGCUGACAACAAAGAGUUGCAGUGAGGUAUUCCUACACCAUGAAAGCUGACAACAAAGAGUUGCAGUGAGGUAUUCCUACACCAUGAAAGCUGACAACAAAGAGUUGCAGUGAGGUAUUCCUACACCAUGAAAGCUGACAACAAAAAGUUGCAGUGAGGUAUUCCUACACCAUGAAAGCUAACAACAAAAAGUUGCAAUGAGGUAUUCCUACACCAUGAAAGCCAGCAACAAUGAGUUGCAAUGAGGUAUUCCUACACCAUGAAAGCCAGCAACAAAAAGUUGCAGUGAGGUAUUCCUACACCAUGAAAGCCGACAACAAAAAGUUGCAGUGAGGUAUUCCUACACCAUGAACGCUGAAAACAAAAAGUUGCAGUGAGGUAUUCCUACACCAUGAAAGCUGACAACAAAGAGUUGCAGUGAGGUAUUCCUACACCAUGAAAGCUGCUGUAAGGUAUUCCUACACCAUGAAAGCUGACAACAAAGAGUUGCAGUGAGGUAUUCCUACACCAUGAAAGCUGACAACAAAGAGUUGCAGUGAGGUAUUCCUACACCAUGAAAGCUGACAACAAAAAGUUGCUGUGAGGUAUUCCUACACCAUGAAAGCUGACAAUAAAGAGUUGCAGUGAGGUAUUCCUCCACCAUAAAAGCCCAACAACAGAGUUGCUGUGAGGUAUUCCUCCACCAUAAAAGCCCAACAACAGAGUUGCUGUGAGAUAUUCCUCCAUCAUAAAAGCCUAGCAACAAAGAGUUGCUAUGAGGUAUUCCGCCACCAUAAAAGCCCAACAACAGAGUUGCUGUGAGGUAUUCUUCCACCAUAAAAGCCCAACAACAGAGUUGCUGUGAGGUAUUCCUCCACCAUAAAAGCCCAACAACAGAGUUGCUGUGAGGUAUUCCUCCACCAUAAAAGCCCAACAACAGAGUUGCUGUGAGGUAUUCCUCCACCAUAAAAGCCCAACAACAGAGUUGCUGUGGGGUAUUCCUCCACCAUUAAAGUGCAACAACAAAGAGUUGCUGUGAGGUAUUCCUCCGUCAUAAAAGCCUAACAACAAAGAGUUGCUGUGAGGUAUUCCUCCACCAUAAAAGUGCAACAACAAAGAGUUGCUGUGAGGUAUUCCUCCACUAUAAAAGUGCAACAACAAAGAGUUGCUGUGAGGUAUUCCUACACAUUAAAAAAGCCCAACAGACAGUUGCUGUGAGGUAUUCCUCAUCAUAAAUACAAUAAAAAAAAAGAGUUGCAUUGAGGUAUUCCAUCAUAAAAAUCCAAAAAUGAAGUGUUACUGUGAAUGAUAUGAUGAAAUGAGUUAAAAUGGGACAAGCUUAAAGAAUUCACACAGUAGUAAAAGUUAUUUCAUCUUCAACAGAACCGUAAAGGUAAUGUAAUGGAGAAUUCAGACAAGUUACCUUUUUACAUGACUUUGUGUAAUAUUUCUUGAUUUGUAGUAAAUUGCAUGCUUACCUAUUUAAAAUGUUUAUUGUUCAGUGUCGUAGUGAAUCAUGGUUUUGUGUAGAACAAGGGAUUGUGGUUACUAAUUGUUCAAACCGUUGUUUAAUAUUUAAAGUUUCGUCCUUCAGAAUGUUGAAAGUCAGUACAUGUACAAGUAAUUCAGCUUAAGGUACCGGUGAAACGUUUUUCUUAAAUAUUAAGUAAGUGAAUAAAAUAAGUUUAAGACAAUUCUGUAUGAUUUAGAAAUAAAAGAUUGUAUUAAGGUAUGGGACCCAUAAUGACAAUUGUCAGUUUCUGUUCGAUUAUGUAUUCUUUGUAUGAGAUUUAGAAAGUCUGAAGUUGUUAUGAAGAACAAUUUUCUGUUAGGCCUAUUGAUGCUGGAAUCGCCUUUGGGAAAUACAUAACCACACAGAAAUUUCUGAUUGUCCAUACAGGUCCACUACCUUAAGAUGUAUGUUUGAAACAAGUCUUUUGUAAAGUUGAUAAGACCUUGUUUUUUCAAAAGAAAAUUUAACCUAUAUAACACAUUGCAACAUAAAUUUGACAUUAAUAGAAAGUAUCUGCAUUUAUUUAUUAACAGGUAACAUGACUGUAAUUUUAAAAUGUUAUCUUCAUAACGUACAUGUAAAAUGCAGAUUUCUGUAUUAAUGAUAGUGAUUUUAUCAACAAACAUGCAUAACACCGUAAAACUACAAAUUCUUGUGUAGAAAGAAUCUAAAACAGGUUUAUUUCAGUUCUGUCAUUUAUCAAACUCUUUGUAACUAUUCUUGGGUACUAGGGUCUUACAGGUUCAACUACUCUUGACUGCCUAUUUAUUGCAACCCUGGAAGCAUUCUUUGUUAAAAAGGAAGUUUCACUUGUCAGGUUUCCAUUUUUCUUUGCAGUACUCCAGUAGAAAUACGUGCUUAAGAAAUGUGUAAAUACAAUAAGCUUAAUAUUUAUGCUGUUUAUAACUGGUGCACAUAUCUUAUUGUUAGUUGCUCAGACUCGAUAGUAGAUGCAUUUUAAUGUAUUUUGUUGCUUAGAAAAUUUGUAGGACAAACUUACUUUUAGUUUCAACCAUUUUAAUGUGCCAAAGUUAUCCUCCCAGGUUUUCAUGUGUUGUGUAUGUGCAGUACCAUGUCAAACUUUUUUGUUGUUUACAGAUAAGUGCUAUUUGUCUUCUGUCUGAAGAAUUUCUAAGUCUUGAGUAUUCGCAGAUAACUUGGAGUGAGGUGAGGUUAAAAUGAAUACAUAUGUGACCAGUAGUUAAUUAAAAAAAUGUUGCAUAUAUACCAGUAUGUUACCAUUUGGGUGUAUUAGAAUAAUAUAUAUGGGCAUUCACAGGGGGUGGGGAGUGCACCUCGUCACUCCUUUUACAAGAAAGCAUCUCCUGGUAUCAGUGAUUUAACUUUUUGUGCAAGAUUUCACUACUUUCAAUUAUAUACAAGACUAAACUUGAAAAUUGUUUGUAAAUUGAUUGCAUAGUAUCUCACUUUUUCUUUAUGAAUGUUAAAUAUUUGUUUCUCAGUAUAAAAUAUCAGCUGUUAACCCUGAAAGAGCUCUCCGUGGCCAAGUUGCCUGUCAUCUCAGUGGGUCCAAGCCCUGCUAGAAUCAUCGUGUGACAGCCAUCUGGCUGGCUUUGGAGAGGUCAGUGGUUCUACCCAGGUUCUUGUCCCAGUUUGAAAUAAUGCCCAGAGGGGCACCUGGGGUCUUUCUCCACUGUGAAGUGCUGGAUAGUUAGUCGAUAAAAUGACAUAAUUGUGUCAGUGUGACAGACAUAAAAUUUAUUGUGAGAGAAGUCUGUUCAUGAGCUGAAUUUACCAGAUUAGAUAUAACAAGAGAAUAGCACAAGACGAAUCUACAUAAUACUGGUUCUCUCAUGAAUCAUAGUUAUUGGGUACUCAUGAACUUAACUUUCUGUUUUCUUAAGCUUGAAGGGUUAAUUAGUCCCCUACUGGUUGAAAACCAGUUUCGGGGACUAUAGGAAUGCACUUUUCCGUCAUUCCGUCAUUCCGUCUUUCCGUCAUUCCGUCAUUCUGUCAUUCCGUCCGUCCGCAAUUUCGUGUCCGGUCCAUAACUCUGUCAUCCAUGAAGGGAUUUUAAUAUUACUUGGCACAAAUGUUCCCCAUGAUGAGACGACAUGUCAUGCGCAAAACCCGGACCCCUAGCUCAAAGGUCAAGGUCACAGUUGGAGGUCAAAGGUCAACAGGGCUUUUUUCCUGUCCGGUCCACAACUCUCCCAUCCUUGAAGGGAUUUUAGUAUUACUUGGCACAAAUGUUCCCCAUGAUGAGAUGAUGUGUCUUGCGCAAAUCCCGGACCCCUAGCUCAAAGGUCAAGGUCACAAUUGGAGGUCAAAGGUCAACAGGGCUUUUUUCCUGUCCGGUCCAUAACUCUCCCAUCCAUGAAGAGAUUUUAAUAUUACUUGGCACAAAUGUUCCCCAUGAGGAGACGACGUGUCAUGCGCAAAACCUGGACCCCUAGCUUAAAGGUCAAGGUCACAAUUGGAGGUCAAAUGUCAACAAGGCUUUUUUCCUGUCCGGUCCAUAAUUCUCCCAUCUAUGAAGGGAUUUUAAUAUUACUUGGCACAAAUAUACCUCAUAAUAAGACGAUAUGUCAUGCACAACUUUCAGACCCCUAGCUCAAAGGUCAAGGUCACACUUAGCAGUCAAAUGUUAACAUAGCAUGAACAGGGUCUGUUUCGUGUCCGGUCCAUAACUCUGACAUUCAUUAAGGGAUUUUAAUAUCACUUAGCACAAGUGUUCCCCAUGAUGAGACGACGUGUCAUGCGCAAAUCCCGGACCCCUAGCUCAAAGGUCAAGGUCACAAUUGGGGGUCAAAGGUCAACAGAGUUUUUUUCCUGUCCCGUCCAUAACUCUGCCAUCCAUGAAGGGAUUUUUAUAUUACUUGGCACAAAUGUUUCCCAUGAUGAGACGACACCCAGUACCCUAGCUUAAAGGUCAAGGUCACACUUUGAGAUCAAAGGUCAAGAGGAUUUUUUUCCUGUCCGGUCUAUAACUUUGUCAUGCAAAGCAGGAUUUAGAUAUCAGUUGGCACAAAUAUUCCCCUGGAUGAGACAUGUCAUGCGCAAGAACCAGGUCCCUAGGUCUAAGGUCAAGGUCAUAUUUAGAGGUCAAAUGUCAAAUUCAAGAAUGACUUUGUACGGAACAUUUCUUCUUCAUGCAUGGAGGGAUUUUGAUGUAACUUGGACCAAAUGUUCACCACCAUGAGGCACCCUUGUUUUUAGAAUUACGUCCCUUUGUUGUUACUAUAAAUAGAUUUAAUUGUAACUUUUUUAUUACUGGCGGUAGAGAAAAAUCGAGACCACUUUUCUGUGGUACAGCAUGCAUGUUACAUCCAAUUUUUAGGUGUAUUUUGACCUAUCUCUACCUGGUAAAGAGUUUCUUGUGGACUUAUAUUAUUAUUUUUUCUUUUUUUUUUUUUUUUAAAGAUUAAUUUCCCUUUGUUGUUACUAUAAAUAACUUACAUGAUAACAUUUUUAUAAUCAGCCAAAAAAAUUCAAUAUGAAAACAACUGUGGGUUUUUAUAUAUGCACAUUUUAAUCCAAGUGUGUUGUUAUAACAUAUUGUAUAUGUAGUACAAUAUUGUUUAUACAUCAUUGACAGAUAUCAAUUCAUUAUGUUAUACUGCAGUAGAGAAAAUUAGGUGCCUUCCAGUAGGGGACUUUGUAUUGCAUGGCAAUACUUCAUUCACUUGUUUCUCUCUGUUUCAUAUUUUGUACUUGUCUUGCUAAAUAGUGUUACGCAAAAUCUAAAUGAUGUACAGUAAACACACAUAUUUAUAUUGAAAGAUAUUUAAAUUUCGGGAUAUAUGUAAAUUUUUGUAAUACAAUAAUGUACUUAAAAUUGUCAUUUUUCUGAUUAUUUGAAAUUUAGAAGAAAUAUAAGAUGGUUGAAGGAGAA